ACCAACACUGACAUUUAUAACCACGCAUAUCCACCGGCCCUCUCUACGAAGUCACGCCAGAUUGCAGACACGAGACCCUUCCCAGCCAAACAGCAAUACUUUCACACCACGAAAGUAAAAUGCCACCGCGAAGAAACCCGCGGCGGUCCGCGGGCGCGCCAGACACGAAGAGCAAUCCGGCCACACUCACGACCAACGACAGCGCAACCCCAGCCGAGGACGCAACCUCCGCCACAACCUCGCGGACGACCCAAGCGACGAAGACAAAAAGAUAUGAAUCCACUCCUGUACCCCAACAAAUCACCUUCCCCGCGCGCCGCAAGAUAGUAAGGAAAUAUGGCGGCCGCCGGUCGCUGCCCGCGCGGCUCGAGGAGGAGACCGCCACCGCCAGCAGAAGGAGUCUGAAGCAGCAGACGUUGACUCAAAUUGAUUAUGUGCGCUCCUCGUCUGGGUUCGAGCAAGGGGACUUGCUUGAAGACGAAGUGAUCGGGGGCCCGCAUGAGGAAAAGAAGGGAUUGAAGUCGAAAGGAGAAGCAGAGGCGGCGAGCGUUGCCGGGAGGAGGAAAACCGCCGAUCCAAGGUCGAAGAGGAGGAAGACGAUGGGGGAUAUGCCCACUCCGAACCUGGAGAAGAAGGGGCCGAGCUUUCAGACCCAGACUUUGACGCAGUUAUUGGGUAAUCGGGUUCCCGAAAUGGAUAGGGACGAGCUGCGAGUGGAAGACGAGGCCGAGUCGGCGGGCUUGCCGUCAUCAGGUGGUGGCCCUUCCGUCAAGCAUUCCGCGCCGCCCGAGAAGGGGAAGGGCAAGGCGCUGGCGACGCCCAUACCCCAUACUCCAACGGGCAAGCGUAUCAAAGUCAACCUUGACGAGGUGCCGUCUUCGCAGCCUACGCCGUUCACGCCCUUGUUAGGCCACAGCCCAAUUCCACCCGCCAGAUCUCCGCUGACCCAGAAAUCGACGAAUGUCGAUGCCCCGCUCCCAACAAUCGAAACGGUUUCCAAACUGCCGCGGAGUCUGGUCAUCCAGGAUAGUUACAGUAUGGACGGCAGCAGCGCGGGGUACCUUUCCUCGACAGCAGGCGACACGCCGGUUAAGAGGGAACGGGGCGAGACGCCUUCGCAAAUACCAAAACGGGAGCCGUUGGCCGAGAUACCCGUUGCCAGUCUCGAGCUGGGUGUGAGCUCCACCCCAAGCGGGGAGACGCCAACGACAAGGAGAAAGAGAUUGUUCACGGAGAUUCCAGACUCGGACGAUGAGUUGGAAAGUCUUGGUUCGACACCUUUCAAGACGCGAUCCACGCAGCAGACGCCCCUUAGGAGAGAUCCUGUUGUGGACAACUUUGAGAUAGCGGCAGACCCAAGUCUUCCUCCUUCGCAGUCAUCACGAGAGCCACGGGCUGCGGUUACGGAGACCCCCGCAAGCUCGAGCAGGUCGAACAAGGAAAACGAAUCCCCCGCCAUCAAGAUGUGGGAAGAUGAAGAUGCGGCUGGUGAAGGGGAUGAUGGCGGCUCCCCAACUCCAAAGGGGGCAAAAAGGUCGCAGACGGCUGACAGGGCGGGCCAGGUUAGCCCCAAUACCGCAUCCCAGUUUUGGACGGCGUCGGCGGAGAAUGUUGGAUGUGUAGGAACGCGACGCGGUACCUCUCGCGAACCCUUAACCGAACUAGUAGUGGCCGAGGAUCCAACGGUCUUCCGAAGCGAGCGGCCGUCUGCGGCCCCACGAGCAUCGCGGUUUCAUGGCAGUAUGGGCGAGUCAAGUUGCAGGGGUCGCCAUGCCACCCCCCAACUGGGUGACUCUGAAGAGACGGCUAGCGAGGCCGAGGAAGAGCCAAUGCCGGUUUCGAUCCUUCGGAAAGCAACGUCGCAAGGCGUGCCGCGCGCAGAUGGCACAACGAAGCGCAAGUCUACGCCAGAGCCCAACGGGCCCGAGUCAUCAACUAGCGAGCCGCCGGGCACCCCAACACCAAUCGUCCGGAAGGUCCAGAUCGAGAUGCCGCAGUCGUCAGGAGAGGAAGUGUGCAAGGAGACGCCGCGGGAACCGCACGGGUCGUCGCCCAUCUAUCAGCGGCACACGCAGUCCCGGUCCCAGGCCAGGUCUCAGUUCUACAGCCAGGCCUUGGAGAGCCAGCGCGUCCCGCUCGAGGUGAUCCGCUCCCUCAGCCCGCAGACAGACCGGUCUGAUAUCCUCAUCUCGAUCGACGCAAAAACUGUCGAGGACAUCGUCAACGGUAUCAGGGACCACGUGUUCCGCAACUACAGAUUCCCUGUCCAAGCAUCGCGCUGCUGGAUCUUCACCGAGCUGCCGGUGGGCGAAGUGAAAUACAUGGCCACCCUAGGGCCCGCGCAGGAACCGGGGCAGAUCGACAGCCACAGCGGUCGCGGCAAUACCGAAUUCAACCGGGGCACGCUGGGCUACAAGUUUGCUCAUAAGCUGCUACAAGUGUAUCAGCUCAACAACCCGGUGCCGCUGGCUGAGAUGGAAGACAACGGACUGGGCGCCGGGCCGCCGCAGAGGUACAAGUACGUGCCGCCGGCGAUCGUGGGACAGCUGUUGAUGAAUCUGCGCUGUCCGCUCUUUGCGGAAGGAGAUUUUGAGGACGAGGGCGAGGAGACGGGGGAUAAGGAGACAGAAGAAGAAGAAGGAGGCGAGAUGACCAUAUCGCAGGAGUUGGCGGAUCAAAUACGCAGCGACAUUAUUCACUCCACGCAGCUCAUGUCGAGCGAGCGCCGCCGUCAGCAGCACCGAGACGACGAGUACCUCAUCCCUGCAAGCCAGAGCCCAACCGAGAAGCGCUCCGUCGCCUUGAAGGCCUCAGCGCCAGCAGCAGCAGAAACGGCGGCGGCGGCAAUGCCACCCCCACACUCGAGCCAGCAGCUCCGCGUCCGCCGCCAGCCAAGAAGUCCAGGUCAAACGCGGCGACAACCCACCACCACCACGGGCCAGGCUUCGACAUCGAACGGCAACGACGGCGACGCGCGCCGCUACGUGCCCCCCUCACAGGCAACAACCGCCUCGGACGUCUCGGCGUCCCCAAGCCAGGCGCCGUCCCCGUCCUUCCCUCCAGCUAGGUCGUCGUCGUCGUCGUCGUCGUCCGACCUGGCAUAUUCGGUGCCCCGGCCACCCUUGCCGGACUCGGGUGAGCUGUCGCUGCUCCCGGAGCUGCCGCGGUACGACCGGGACAGGAGCGGCGGCGGCGGCGGCACGGGGCUGCUGCUGCACCUGUCGUCGUCGCAGGUCGGUGUGCUGCCGCCGGACAGCUUGCUGGUGGACGAGGGGCAGGCGCCGCCUCCGCCUGUGGAGGUGUGGGAUUCGGAGGAGGAGGAAGAAGAAGAAGAAGAAGUAGAAUAAGAGAGGAGUGUGGGGGGUGUAGUGAGCUUAUUUUGUCUUGGCGUUGGGUUCAGAGGUUGGCUCGUUGGUCCUGUACGGAUUACUUUAUGUUUGUUCAUCGGAAGGGCCACAUGGUGGGUUGUACGGAGUAAGGGUCCGUGGGAAAGUGUCUGGCCUUUUUUUAACUUGCGUCGCAUAUAUCGCUGGCUCG
Molecule: messenger RNA, 3537 nt
Organism: Thermothelomyces thermophilus ATCC 42464
Lineage: Eukaryota; Fungi; Ascomycota; Sordariomycetes; Sordariales; Chaetomiaceae
Exons: 1
Coding region: 120-3347 (1075 amino acids)
Source: RefSeq, a predicted model, not a curated record